Messenger RNA from Misgurnus anguillicaudatus (oriental weatherfish), 1612 nucleotides. It is a transcript of the gene rergla, whose product is annotated as RERG/RAS-like a. NCBI's taxonomy places the organism in Eukaryota, Metazoa, Chordata, Actinopteri, Cypriniformes, Cobitidae. Gene Ontology annotation, molecular function: GTPase activity; GTP binding. The record is from RefSeq and is a predicted model, not a curated record.
GGGCUGCAGUGACUGCGCUCGCGCUGAGCAUUUGUGCAGGCGACGGGCGAGGCGAAUGCAGAACUCUGGUAAACACCUUGCAUAUCAACAACACCUAAAACGAGUGAGAGGAUGCGAUGCGACUGUCAAUACUCAUCUGUUUUUAAGAGAGACUGAAAUGUGGAACGCGCAUUAACCCGAAAUAACGUCUUGAGUUUCACUCUUUUGCGAUCGUGACCUGCACGCGCUUUAACCCAGUGAUCAUGAAUGAUAUUAAAGUUGCAGUUCUGGGAUCUGAAGGUGUUGGAAAAUCAGCACUUGUUGUUCGGUUUUUAACCAGACGAUUUAUUGGAGAAUAUGCAUCAUCGACAGAGUGCAUUUACAGAAAGCGCAUGUCUGUUGAUGGACGACAGCUGAAUCUUGAACUUUAUGAUCCUUGUACUCAGCCAUGUGAGGGAAAGACGACUCUCAAAGAGCAGAUCCACUGGGCCGACGGUUUCGUGGUGGUUUACGACAUCAGCGAUCGCUCUUCCUUCCUCACGGCCACAGCCAUGGUGCACCUCAUCCGAGAGAUUCGUGUAGGAGUGGCUAAAAGGGAUACAGACUCUGCCAUUUUCCUGGUGGGCAAUAAACAAGACUUGUGUCACGUGCGGGAGGUGGAUAGGGAGGAAGGCCAGAGGCUGGCGUCCGAGUGCCACUGCCAGUUUUACGAGCUGUCCGCUGCCGAGCAUUACCAGGAGGUGGUGCUCAUGUUUUCCAAAAUCGUGCGCAAUGCCAGUCUGGGAGGCAAGGCGAAGGAGCGCCGGCGCCGCCCUAGCGGUUCCAAGUCCAUGGCCAAGCUCAUCAACAACGUCUUUGGCAAACGGCGAAAAUCGGUUUGAGGACAAACCUGACUAAACAUCAUGGACAAUGGUUACAGGGUAGACACGUGAGAUGUCAGGUGGCACGCGAAACAUACAAGUUAUUUUACACCUCACAAAUAGAAAAUAAGACAAAUAUUUAAGAGAUUUAUUGUGAGAUAUAUUCACAUACCUCUCUACACACUUUUGUUAUGGUAAGGCAGCGGCACUUUGGUGCUAAAUACUUUUCUUAAUUUGAUUAUAAAGAUUAUUGUAUAAAUAAUGUAUUAUUGAUGUAUAAUGUAUUAAAAUAUAUGAUAAGCAUUACAUGAAUAAUAAUAAUGCCACAAAGUUUGAGACGAAAUAUUUUUUUCAUGAGGUUUACUCAUACAGUAUGUUUAUUAUUUUUUGCUAAUGUCUUGUCUAGUUAUUAUCAUUAUGUGUAUUGGAGGAUUUUUGUGUGAAGCUGUGUAAACAUUUCAUGUACAGCUGUUUCUUUUAUUAUUAUAUGUUUCAAAAAACAGCAAGCUGUGGACACUGAAGUUAACCCGAGAGGCUUAAAGCCAAAGUCAGCUCUGUGUUUGUGAUGUAAAAAUCAUAGAUAAACUGUUUGUAACUGUUUGCUCACUGUUUUACUGUAUAAUAUUUCAUCUCUUGCUUCACGUGCUGUAUGAUGCAAACAGUGAUUUACUACGUAGUGAUUAUGGGAUUUAAAAUCUCUGUGAGGCAACUUUGAAUUCAUGUAUGAAGAAAAAGUCUGCAUUAAAAUAAUGAAUAUUGAUGAUCAAGCAAAA